Molecule: messenger RNA, 969 nt
Organism: Rotaria sp. Silwood1
Lineage: Eukaryota; Metazoa; Rotifera; Eurotatoria; Philodinida; Philodinidae
Source: the annotation of a GenBank genome assembly
AUGACAAAAUCGGAAGGACAAAGCAUAUGUAAUCGUGAAGUUAAAUUCAAUCCAUCGAGAUCAACUUUUAAUAAUGAACUCUAUGAAUUAUGGCAAUGUAAUCAAACAAGUGAAUUUAUUCAAAAAAUUAAAUAUAAAUUAGUUAAUAGUCUUCAAGAAUUAUUUCGAGAUAUAUUUCCAUAUGCUGGUUUAUACAUUAUUGGAUCAACAUUAAGUGAAUAUGAAUCAAGUUAUAUUUUACAAAAAAUUUGUGAUAUAUUUCAACAUGGAGAAUAUUUUCGACAUGUAAAAUUAGUCAAAAAAACAUUUCCAAUACUUAGAUUUUUUGAUUUAUUAACAUCUAUGACAUGUAAUAUAUAUUUAAAUGAAGCUGUUACUAUACGAAAUACAUAUCUAAUGAGAUUUUAUUCUGAAUGUGAUCAUCGAUUACCAAUACUUAUUAAUAUUAUUAAAUAUUGGGCAUCAAAAUAUAAUCUUAAACAACGAAUACAUUAUAGUUUUAAUGGAUAUUGUCUUACAUUAAUGUGUAUCUAUUAUUUACAAAUAGCAAUUUUACCUUCACCAAUCGUACCUCGUUUUAAUGAAAUAAUAUCAAUUAAUAAAUUUGAUAAGAAUAUUGAUAUUCGUAAAUUAAAUUUAUUUGAUACAAUUGAUUUAGCAAAAAUAUGGAUAUCAAUAAAUGUUAAUGUUGAAGUAGACGAUUUAUUUAUUGGUUUUCUUAAAUUUUAUGCAAUCGAUUUUGAUUUUCCAAAUAAUGUUAUAAGUAUACGAACUGGAAGAAAAAUGAAUAAACGAGAAUUAAUAAAUGAAAUUGAUCGAAACAAUCGAUAUGUUGUUAUUGAAGAACCAUUAAUCGGAACAAAUGUCGCUUCAGGUAUUUCAACUGAUAAAAUCUAUCAAGAACUCAUAGAAAUAUUUCGCACAACUUACAAUAAAAUAUCAUCAACACAUCGUCUUAUUUCUCUAUAA